This is a messenger RNA of Coccinella septempunctata (seven-spotted ladybird), 2256 nucleotides long. RefSeq names its product phenoloxidase 1. Gene Ontology annotation, molecular function: oxidoreductase activity. NCBI's taxonomy places the organism in Eukaryota, Metazoa, Arthropoda, Insecta, Coleoptera, Coccinellidae. The record is from RefSeq and is a predicted model, not a curated record. The transcript is spliced from 11 exons. Bases 47 to 2110 code for a protein of 687 amino acids.
AUUUUCUUUCAUUUCUGUUUUUCGAUUAGAAAAGAACAUCAGAAAAAUGUCAUCAGGCACCAAGAAACAUAUUUCCCUUCUUUUCGAACGUCCCCAGGAACCUGUUUUUGUAGCCAAGGGAGAUGGAAAGGUGGUAUUUGAUAUACCUAACAACUAUUUGGCUGACAGGUACAAGCCCAUUGGCGUCCAACUGGCAAGCAGGUUCGGUGAAGACGCUGGGGAGAGGGUGGCAGUGAAGCAGAUAUCAAUACCGAACCUGGGGGAUAUUUUGGACCUUCCACGUCACUCAAACUUUUCCCUGUUCGUCCCAAAGCAUAGACGACUUGCUGGAAAAUUGAUCAACAUCUUUUUAGGAGUUAGAUCUGUUGAUGACCUCUUGUCUGUUGCGGUGUACUGUAGGGAUCGGGUGAAUCCUUACCUCUUCAACUACUGUCUCUCAGUGGCACUACUGCAUAGACCGGACACUCAAGAUGUUGAUAUUCCUUCUUUCAUCCGCUCCUUCCCUGACAAAUUCGUUGACAGUCAGGUCUUCGUCAGAGCCCGUGAAGAAGCUGCCAUCGUACCAGAAGGAUCUAGGACUCCAAUAGAGAUCCCAAAGGAUUACACUGCUUCAAACCUGGAAGAAGAACAUAGACUCGCUUACUUCAGGGAAGACAUCGGUAUAAACCUUCAUCACUGGCAUUGGCAUCUGGUCUACCCAUUCGAGGCUGCCAGAGAAGUGGUCAAUAAAAACAGAAGAGGAGAAUUGUUUUACUACAUGCAUCAGCAAAUAAUUGCCAGGUACAAUUUCGAAAGGCUCUGCAAUAACUUGAAACGUGUUACGCGUUUUUCGGAUUGGAAGGCCCCUAUAACCGAGGCUUAUUUCCCAAAGAUGGACAGUUUGGUGGCGAGCAGAAGCUACCCUGCGAGAGUCGCUAAUCAAAUGAUUAGUGAUAUCAACAGAGAAACCGACCAGAUAAGGCAAGAUGUGGAUGAUCUGAUGAGGUGGAGGGACAGAAUUUUCGCUGCGAUUCACUCAGGCUAUGUGGAAGAUGAACGUGGUACUAGAAUACAGCUGACUGAGUUCGAAGGGAUCGACAUUCUUGGCAAUAUCAUUGAGUCUAGCAUUUUAUCUCCUAACAGGACCUUUUACGGAGAUCUGCAUAACAUGGGGCAUAUUUUCAUUUCUUAUAUCCAUGAUCCAGACCAUAGACAUCUGGAAACUUUUGGAGUUAUGGGAGAUUCAUCAACCGCUAUGAGGGAUCCCAUAUUCUACAGAUGGCAUGCGUAUAUUGACGAUAUAUUCCAAGAAUUCAAAUCUACUUUACCAAGAUACGAGAUUGGAGAUCUCGCUUUCGAUGGAGUAACCGUCACUGGUGUCAGUGUACAGUCCCAAGGUGGCCAACCGAAUACAAUGAACACAUUCUGGCAACAAUCUGACGUCGAUUUAUCCAGGGGUAUGGACUUUUCACCAAGGGGUCCUGUAUUCAUAAGGUUCACCCACCUCCAACAUCAACCUUUCACCUACACUAUCAACGUGGACAACAAGGGAGGAAACAGAAGGGGCACUUGCAGAAUUUUCAUGGCUCCGAAAUUCGACGAGAGGGGAAACCCCUGGAGAUACAGGGACCAGAGACUCAUGUUCAUCGAAUUGGAUAAGUUCCCUGUCAAUCUAAAACAAGGACAGAACACAAUAAACCGCUCUUCAACCCAAUCAACACUGACGAUACCUUUCGAGCGAACCUUCAGAGAUCUUGACAGCAGUCGUCCCCAAGGAGGGCCAGAGUUGGCUCAGUUCAACUUCUGCGGUUGUGGAUGGCCACAACACAUGCUUAUACCAAAAGGUGCACCCGAAGGAAUGUCAUGUCAGCUGUUCGUGAUGAUAUCGAAUUAUAGCAACGAUUCGAUCGAUCAAAACAUAGAUGGACCAUGCAACGACGCCUUCGUUUUCUGUGGAAUUAAGGAUAAAUUAUAUCCGGAUAGAAGAUCAAUGGGAUAUCCUUUCGACAGAGAACCAAGGAGUGGUGUUAACACACUACAGCAAUUUUUGACUGCCAACAUGAGAGUGCAGGAUGUGACCAUACAAUUUUCGAACAGAACUCUCAGACCUCGAAGUAAUAUGGCUAACUGAACCACCCAGAGGAUCAAACUUCUAUAAAAACGGGACGGAAAGGAAAAUUGGAUAAAUGAAUUAUUUUUCUUUGAAUAAACAUUAAUUGCAAAACUCAGGCUUCGCUACAUGAUCUGCUUCUUUUGAAUAAAUUAUACUUCAUCAUA